Molecule: messenger RNA, 1427 nt
Organism: Harmonia axyridis
Lineage: Eukaryota; Metazoa; Arthropoda; Insecta; Coleoptera; Coccinellidae
Gene: Hmg-2
Product: high mobility group protein 20A
Exons: 4
Coding region: 192-1094 (300 amino acids)
Biological process (GO): regulation of gene expression
Cellular component (GO): nucleus
Source: RefSeq, a predicted model, not a curated record
CAAUUUUAUAAUAUUUAAGAUCAAGUCCACUACUCUUGAAGAGAUAAAAUAAGACUCUUUACUCUAUGUAUUUUGUAUCCUAACCAAAUUUCAUCGAUUAAACUAAACACAGAUAUCCUUGAAAAGUUUUGCUCUAAUUAUCAAUAAAAAAUCAACAAUAAUUUAUCUUCUUACUAAUAAUUAAAAUUGGAAUGGAUAUAACUCCUCAAGAACCCACUAUCGAGUUACAAAAUUCUCUGAAUACUGAAACGAAAUUAGAGGAUAAGGUACCCGACAGUUCUGAAAAUUCCGUGGUACAAGGUAAUAAAAAUAAAGGAAAAAAACGUAAAAAGCCGAAAGAUAGCACAGCACCCAGACAACCAUUGACUGGCUAUGUUAGAUUCUUGAACGACCGUCGAGAAGCUGUCAGAACUGAAAAUCCAAACUCGUCUUUUGCUGAAAUCACUAAACUUUUAGCCAGUGAAUGGAGCAAUUUACCUGUAGAAAAAAAGCAACAGUACUUAGACGCUGCUGAACAAGAUAGAGAAAGAUAUACUAAAGAAUAUAAUGCCUAUAAACAAACGGAAGCUUAUAAACUUUUCACAGCACAACAAAAUGAAAAAAAAUUGAAAGAAAACCGAGAUGAACCUAAGGUUCAACCGAAUCCUGUAAUUUUACCCAAAGAAAACAAUGAGUUGGAUUUCAACAAUUUCGAUAUUCCCAUAUUUACUGAAGAGUUUUUGGAUCAUAACAAGACUAGAGAUGCAGAAUUGAGACAAUUGAGGAAGGCAAAUACUGAUCUUGAACAACAAAAUGCUGUCUUACAGAAGCAUAUUGAAAAUAUGAAAUCUGCAAUCACUAAAUUGGAAAAUGAGAUGUCACAACAGGAUAAAAAUAACUGUGCAUUACAGAAACAUUUAGAUCACAUUCGUACAACACUAACUUCAGGAUUUUCUGCAGUUAAAUUACCAGGUAUCAAAGAUAAGCCAACAAUUCAAAGCAUAGAUGCUUACAUGACAAAUUUACAUUCCAUCUUAUUGGAGAAUAAUACCAAUGAUGCAAACCUCUUGCAGACUGUUCGGGAUGUUGUCGCAAGGUUGGAUUUUAACGGAUGACAGGGUGAAAAACCUUCCAAGCGGAGGAGAAAAAUAAAAAGACAGUACUGAAUUAUUAUUAACACUACAGUUUUCUUUCUGAUAAAGUUUUGAGAAUGAUUUGUAAAUAGGAAGUUAUAUAGUUGGUGUACAUGUCAGUAGGUUUUAUAUUAUUAUUUCCAUACUGGUUUUGAAGUUUUUAGAAUUAUUAGUAAUUGAUGAGCUUCUAUUUGAUGUUUCAUAGCUAUGUUCUUAAAAUAAUGCAAUGAGGUUGAGUUGAAGUCACUAGAAUCCUCCUCAGGUUGUUUUUCUUCCAUGUAUUUCAAUAAAGACCAUUUUUCAUAUUAAACAUUA